Messenger RNA from Lineus longissimus, 2609 nucleotides. Its product is annotated as arylsulfatase B-like. The transcript has 2 exons. Lineage: Eukaryota; Metazoa; Nemertea; Pilidiophora; Heteronemertea; Lineidae. The coding region runs from base 132 to 1637 and encodes 501 amino acids. The record is from RefSeq and is a predicted model, not a curated record.
AGCUGGUCCAACUGGUGGCAAAUUGUUUUGCAGUAGUACAUUGUACGUGGAGUAAUUUACCCCCGAGGCUUGUGUUCAAAUUGGGCGGGUACUAAACAAAUGAAACAGGAUUCUUUAAUCUCAGUCAAUUCAUGAGGCAGAGGACGCUGUUCAAAAUGACGCCACUAGUUCUGUUCGUUCUUUCUCUGCUUGUGUGUACAACAUCCGCGUCUUCACGGCCCCGUCAUGUGCUAUUUAUAGUAGCAGACGAUCUCGGUUACAAUGACCUAGGUUACAUGAACAAUGCCAUGCUGACACCUAACAUUGACACAUUAGCCCUCACAGGGACGAGGAUGAGCCAAGCGUACGUCAUGCCGCUAUGUUCUCCGUCUCGGUCUGCCUGGAUGACUGGAUACAUGCCGUACCACACUGGUCUCCAACAUUCCGUCAUACAGGAAUGCCAGCCAGUCGGACUUCCGUUAAACCUAACGACACUUCCGGAACGAUUAAAAAAAAUGGGCUACAGAACUCACAUGGCAGGAAAAUGGCAUUUAGGAUUCUGCAACUGGGCCUACACGCCAAGGUUUCGCGGGUUCGAUUCAUUCGUCGGAUACUACGUUGGUAUGGAGCAAUAUUUCAGUCACAUGCGAGAGUUCCGAUCUUCAAGUAACGGUCUUGAUUUUCGUUAUAAUGAAAUGCCAUACCCUGAGAAAAAAGGUGACUAUUCGACACAUGUAUUCGGAGACAGAGCUGUACAGGUCGUGAAAGAGCAUAAUUUGUCAGAGCCGUUGUUCCUGUAUCUUCCGUUCCAAGCAGUGCAUUGGCCGCUUGAAGUUCCUGCGAAGUAUGAAAACAUGUAUAAACAUGUGUCCAAUAUUCCACGCCGAAAGUACAGCGGGAUGGUGUCGGCAAUGGACGAGGCUGUCGGCAAUGUAACUGCGGCCUUGAGAGAGAGAGGGAUGCUGGACGAGACCGUUAUAUUCUUUACUACUGAUAACGGGGGUUACCCAGUUUACGCUGGUAACAAUUGGCCCCUGAGGGGCGCGAAGACCACGCUAUGGGAAGGAGGGACUCGCGGACUAGCUUUCGUGAACGGACCGGGUGUUAAGAAGGGCGGCACUUACCCUGGGCUCUUUCACGCUGCGGAUUGGUACCCGACAAUUCUUGGAGCGGUCGGUGCAACGGCUGAACCUGGUAUCGACGGAAUUAACCAAUGGGACUACAUCAGAAACAAUUCAGGUCCAUACCCGAGACAGGAUAUGGUCUAUCAGGUCGACAGCAUGUCUCGACACGGGGCAUAUCGCUUUGGCGAUUUCAAAUUAAUCGUGGGUUCUCCAGGGAAACUGAACGACUGGUAUCCUGUCCCAACCUUCGAGCAUGGGACUGGAUUCGCGGAAUAUAUCACUGAGCGCUAUCUGGAGUCGCUGAUGGCAACUGAAGCCAACCGCUCGCAUAUGAUCCAGUAUCGAUUGUUUAAUAUUCGUGAGGACCCGCAGGAACGCGUUGAUCUGUCUACUGUGUAUCCAGAUAUUCUCAGAGAGUUGCUCACCAGGUACAAGAAGUACGCCGCCACCGAAGUACCAGCGAACUUUCCCCCGAACGAGAAAAGAGCGGAUCCGAAACAUUUUAGUGGAGUGUGGAGCCCAGGGUGGUGUUAGGGAAAAGCGUUUUCUUACUAGCUGACGAUGUUCUCUGAAACUCUAUUUGGUAACCGUGAACAUGUUUUUGAUGUAGUGAUCAGGUCACUCUCGACUCAGCAACAACGUUCAAGAGAAUUAUCAAAAAAAGUUAAGCCUAAAUCUUGUUUAACAAAAUUUUAUUCAAGAUAUGAAUCACGGACUACGGAAUACGGACCCAUGCACAUUUCUUCAUGCAUGUCGCACGCUGGUUCAACGCGCCGAUUAUAGGCUACUGAAUGCACAUACAUUGACAUGCCUUUGCGCUAUUACUUCUUACUCGGUCCUCUUCUUAAGGGCACAUAAGGCAUUAUUCAUCAGUUUUCACGCUGUUCGGUCAGCAGCCUGAAUUACAUGCAUAUCUUCUGGUGUAGGAGUAGAAAAUGUUCCGCAGGAAAAAGUUUCCAGCCCUAUUGUAUUCUGACUAAUUAUGGUAUAUGGCUCUAUAGAAGCCAUGGUCGUCAAUAGCUAAGAGAUUAAAGCGCGUAAAAGAACCAUGUGUUCCCCUGACACUUUAUCCUUGGCCAUAUCAAACUUCUACACUGGUUGUCUUCCUUUUAAGUAGUUUUUGUCAAAGACGAUAGACGGGGCUGGCGGUAAAACCAAAUCGUCACCUUAGUUAGCUUGCGAUUUGCUAGGGGGCAACAACACGUUUCAGCGUUAGGUGCUCCGGUCGCAGCGGACUAGCCUCGUCCCGUCAUCCGGGAAAGACGAUUAGUGUGACGAAAUUGACUGCAAGUAUGGGUCAAAGGAGAGCUAGACGACGGAUGCCAUUUUCUUCUUAAAUGUCCCGUGCUUAUAGUGUCUGCGUCAUAAAUAAAUUCAUCUAGUUCCUCUUGGCAAUUGUUGAGGUAAUGUGCAUUACCGCACCUAAUAAUUAUGUAAGAACAGGAUUCAGAAAAUCUUAUUGAAGCAUCGAAGGUUAGAGAAUAUCAAUGACUAGGGUACCGAGUA